Molecule: messenger RNA, 654 nt
Organism: Fimicolochytrium jonesii
Lineage: Eukaryota; Fungi; Chytridiomycota; Chytridiomycetes; Spizellomycetales; Powellomycetaceae
Product: eukaryotic mitochondrial regulator protein-domain-containing protein
Exons: 3
Biological process (GO): mitochondrial translation
Cellular component (GO): mitochondrial small ribosomal subunit
Molecular function (GO): structural constituent of ribosome
Source: RefSeq, a predicted model, not a curated record
CAGCCCUUCCCGAUGAACCCCUUCUUCAAGCCCAAAUCCCCCCUCAGCGACGCCACCCGAACCGACAUCUUCUCCAAAUACCUCUCCGACCCAUCCGCCUGGACACCGCGCGCCCUCGCUGAAAAGUUCGGUCUCUCCAUUGUUCGGGUACAAGCCAUCCUCCGUCUCAAAGCGCUACAGCAGCAGAUGGAGAAGGAUAAAGUACCGCUGCAGACGGGGUUGACGAGGGGCAUGGAGGCGAUGCUUGGUGCGGAGACGUUGAGUGCGGCGGAUGGGCAGAAGAAGCCGAGGGAACGGUUGAGGGCGACGCCGGCGAAGCGGUUGCAGCCGUUCUUCCGGAUGAUGGAUGAGGAAGAGGCUUUCUUGCCUGAGGACGCGGCAGCACUGAUGCAAUUAGAGCCAUACGCCAACCUGCAACGCAAACUAGACGAGGCGGCAGACCACGUUUUCGAACUUGAGCCACGCAAGGGCAAAAAGCCAGAAAUCAUCAGCAAAGACGAGAACCUCAAGAGCAAGUUCCAAUAUAUGAUUGUCGAUACCAGCAAUGUUGAGAAAGCACAGGUGGUAUUCCGAGACAAGGACGGCAGUUUACGGCAUGCGACGGUGGAGGAGCGGUUCAAGAGGAAAAACCAAAAAGCAAAGUUUCUUAUGUAA